This is a messenger RNA of Rotaria sp. Silwood2, 4332 nucleotides long. The record is from the annotation of a GenBank genome assembly. NCBI's taxonomy places the organism in Eukaryota, Metazoa, Rotifera, Eurotatoria, Philodinida, Philodinidae.
AUGAAACAAAAGAAAAUAAUCUCAUUAAUUAUUUGGAAGUUCAAUUAUGCACUUUAUUUAGAUAAAAAAUGUGAACUUAGUUUCAAACACAUUAUUCCAACAUCAUCUGACUAUGAUUCAAGUCCACAUUCGGUUGCCAUUGGUGAUUUUAAUAAUGAUAAUUGGUCGGAUAUUGUUGUUGCAAAUUAUAAUACCAAUAAUGUGGGAAUAUUUCUUGGAUAUGCUGAUGGUAGUUUUGGAAAUCAGACAAUUUUCUUUACCGGUUCUAAUUCACAUCCAACUUCUGUUGCUGUUGACGAUUUUAAUAACGAUAAUCAAUUAGAUAUUGCUGUAGCCAAUUUUGGUGCUAACAACGUAGGUAUACUUAUUGGGCAUGGUAAUAGUACCUUUACUGAGUACACUAGAAUUUCACUUGGUUCUUCACGUCCAUGGGCUUUGGUAGUUAAGGAUCUGAAUAAAGACAAUCGAAUGGAUAUCAUUAUUGUUAAUUAUGGUACUAAUGAUUUAACUAUUUUGUUCGGAUCUAGUGAUGGUUCAUUUCGAAACUCAAUGCAUUAUUCAACUGGUUAUGACUCUCGUCCGUAUUCUAUGGCAGUAGCUGAUCUUAAUAAUGACACUCAUCUAGAUAUUGCAAUUAGCACUUAUGGUACUAGUGAUGUCGGAAUUUUUUAUGGAUAUGGAAAUGGAACUUUUCAAAAUCAAAUAAGAUAUUCAACUGGUCGUGAAUCGAAUCCAUCUGGCAUUGUCAUAGCAGAUCUUAAUAGAGAUGAUAUAUUAGAUAUUGCUUUGGUUAAUUCUGGAACUGAUAAUAUAGCUAUUUUUCUUGGAUAUGGCAAUGGGAAUUUUACAAAGCCAAGAAUAUUUUCAACUGGUUCAAAUUCUCAUCCAUCUCACAUCACAGUUGGCUAUUUCAAUGAAGAUAAUGUGCUAGAUAUUGCUGUAACUCAUGAGGGUGCUGAUAGUUUAGGUGUACUUCUUGGUAAUAAAGAUGGAACUUUUGCAACACAAAGUGCUUAUUCAACUGGCUUUGGUUCUCAUCCAAACUAUGUAACUAUAGGCGAUUUCAAUAGAAACAAUCGAUCGGAUCUUAUCAUUGUUAAUACAGGUAUUCAUAAUAUACUUACACUUGGUUCCUAUGCGAAUAAUUUGUCUAUGGAACUAACAACAUAUUCAACAGGUGAAUCUUCGAGACCGAUGUUUGUCACCGUUGGCGACUUUAAUGGUGAUCAUCAUUUGGAUGUUGCUAUGGCCAUUGUUGACAAUAUUAAUAUAUUUCUUGGCUAUGGAAAUGGAAGAUUUUCAAAUAAAAUGAAGUAUUCAACUGGAAAAAAUUCAUAUCCGUACUCACUUGUCACUGCUGAUGUCAAUCAGGAUAAUCAAUUGGAUAUUGUUGUAGCUAAUAGUGGCACAGGAAAUGUUGGCAUAUUUCUUGGAUAUGGAAAUGGAAUGUUUGCCGAGCAAAAGACAUAUUCAACUGGAGAUAAUUCAGGUCCGACAUCGAUUGCCACUGGUGAUUUGAAUGGUGAUUACCGAUUAGAUAUUGCAGUGGCCAAUUAUAAUGUUCAUAGAAUAUGUAUACUUUUCGGUUAUGGUAAUGGAUCAUUUGUCGAUCAAGAAACAUAUUUGAUUGGAACUUUUCUAUAUCCCAACUCGAUUGUUGUUGGUGAUUUUAAUGGCGACAAACGACUAGAUAUUGCUGUUGCUAAUAUGAGAGGUGAUAAUAUUGGCAUAUUUUUGAGUUACGGUGAUGGAACUUUCAGAAGCGAGAUAUUGUAUUCAACUGGAAAAAAUUCUUAUCCGUAUUCAAUGAUCGUUGCUGAUUUCAAUAAUGAUCGUCAACUAGAUAUUGCUGUGGCAGAAUAUGCUAUUGACAAGAUUGCUUUAUUUCUUGGAUAUGGAAAUGGAAGUUUCGCUGAGCAGGUUCAAUAUUCAACGGGAGACGGUUCUCGUCCUACUUCGAUUAAUGUUGGCGAUUUCAAUAAUGAUAGUCGAUUAGAUAUUGUCGUAGCAAUUUCUGAUUAUAUUGGUAUAUUUUUUGCAUCUGAUCAUGGAAUAUUUACAAAACAGAUAAAGUAUUCAACGAAUAUUGAAUCAGCACCACAAUCAGUGAUCGCUGGUGAUUUCAACAAUGACAGCCGGUUAGAUGUGGCUGUUGCGCUUUAUGGUCCCGGUAAUUUGGGCAUACUCAUUGCAAAUUUUUCUGCAAAUUUCGACAUUCAAAGAAACUAUUCAACUGGAUCUCGUUCACAUCCUUCGUCAAUUGUAAUUGCAGAUUUAAACAAUGAUACACAACUGGAUAUUGUUGUGGCUAAUGUAUUUGAUGAAAAUUUCGCUAUUCGUUUCGGCUAUGAUAAUGGAAUAUUUGCACCUGAAACGACCUAUUUCACUGGCUCCGGCUCUCGUCCACAGUAUAUCACUGUAGAUUAUUUUGAUAAUGAUAAGUCAUUAGAUAUCAGCAUUGUCGAUCCGAGCAAUAAUCGUAUUGACGUAUUUUUGGGGGAUAAAAAUGGAAGUUUUAAUAAACAAGUGACUUAUUCAACAGAUGAUCUAUCCAGACCAUGUUCAUUAGCUGUUGGUAAUUUCAAUAAAGAUAAUUGGAUAGAUAUUGUUGUUGCAAAUGAAGGUACAGAUAAUGUUGGUAUAUAUCUUGGAUAUCAUUAUCCUAGUUUUCAAGAUCCAGAAAUGUAUUCGGCUGGCAAUGUUGCAUAUUCAAGUUUUAUUGCUGUUGGUGAUUUCAAUGAGGAUCAUCACGUGGAUCUUGCAGUGACCAAUACUUUUGAUAAUAACAUAGGAAUAUUUCUUGGACUUGGUAAUGGAGCUUUUGCAAGACAAACUACAUAUCCAACCGGUGAGUUAUCUGCUCCAGACUCAGUCACUGUUGCUAAUUUUAAUGAUGAUAGUCACGUUGAUAUUGCGGUAACCAUUAACGGCAAUAUUGGUAUAUUUCUUGGAUAUGGUAAUGGAACGUUUAUGAACAUGGUCACAUAUUCAACUGGCUAUAACUCAAGACCACAAUCAAUCGCUGCUGGCGAUAUCAAUGGUGAUCAUCAACUUGAUAUCACAGUGACCAAUUCUGAAACUGACCAAAUCGGCAUUUUUCUUGGUUAUGGGGAUGGAACUUUUGCAAGACAGAUCGAAUAUCCAACUGGAAUGAUUUUUUCUCCAGAAGCAAUCUAUGUUGCUGAUUUAAAUGGUGAUAAUCGAUCUGAUAUAGUAGUGACUGUCUCAAAUUAUGUUGGCAUUUUGCUUGGAUAUGGUAAUGGAACGUUUGCGAGUAUGAUUAUCUAUUCAAAUGAAGAUAGAUCAAAACCAAAAUCGAUCACAAUUCAUGAUUUCAACAAUGAUAAUCGAUUGGAUAUUGCAGUGAUCAAUCAUGAUCCAGACAGUGUGGGUGUAUUUCUGGGUAAUGGUAAUGGAACUUUUAAAAAGCAGACAAGAUAUUCUACUGGAGAGAAUUCAAAACCACAAUCGAUUGCUGUUGGUGAUUUAAACGGCGAUCAAUGGCUAGAUAUUAUUGUCACGAAUGGUUUUAAAAAAAGAGUCGGUCUUUUUUUUGGAUAUGCCAACGAAACUUUCACUGAGCAAAGAUCGUUUUCCACUGGUAUUCAGUCUUUUCCACGGGGAGUUAUCGUUAAUGAUUUUAACAGUGAUGGCUUGUUAGAUAUUGUUGUGGCCGAUUCUUUCACUAGUAUGAUUCAAGUAUAUCUUGUAGAUAGUAUUAGAUUGUUUGACACAAAAACAACAUAUUCAACAGGUAAUGAAUCACGGCCAUGUUCAGUUGUUGUUGCUGAUUUGAACAAUGAUGAUCGAAUCGAUAUUAUUGUUGCUAAUAAAGGUACAAACACUAUUGGUAUCUUUCUUGGCUAUGACAAUGGUACUUUUGCAAAUCUAAUUACAUAUUCAACUGGAGAAAAUUCUAAUCCUUGUGCAGUCGUUGUACAUGAUUUCAAUAAUGACGAUCGAUUAGAUAUUGCUGUAGCUAACUCAAAUACGAACAAUGUAGGUAUCUUAUUGGGACAUGGAAAUGGAACUUUUGCAAAUAUUACUACCUAUCCAACUGCAGAUGGUUCUCAACCAUGCUCGAUAGCUGUAAGUGAUUUCAACAAUGAUCAUCAACUGGAUAUUGCUGUUGUUAAUUCCGGUACUAACAAUGUAAUGAUUCUACGAGGAAAUGGUAAUGGAAGUUUUGUAUUUGAUUCUUUUAUCGCCAUGGGGUAUGAAGCUCGCCCGAAUUCUAUUGGAGUUGGUUAUUUCAAUCAAGAUCAUUGGAUAGAUAUAGCUGUCGCAAAUUAUGGUGCAGGAAACAUCGAAAUUCUAUUGAAGAAAUGCUGA